This is a messenger RNA of Pristis pectinata (smalltooth sawfish), 7580 nucleotides long. It is a transcript of the gene trim33, whose product is annotated as tripartite motif containing 33. Bases 56 to 3706 code for a protein of 1216 amino acids. Gene Ontology annotation, molecular function: protein binding; zinc ion binding. The record is from RefSeq and is a predicted model, not a curated record. The transcript is spliced from 21 exons. Lineage: Eukaryota; Metazoa; Chordata; Chondrichthyes; Rhinopristiformes; Pristidae.
UGGGGUUUGAAUGUGAGCGUGCGCUGUCCGAGGGAGGGAGAGAGGAAGGGAAAAGAUGGCGGAAAACAAAGGUGGAACUAAUAUCGAGGCAAACGGCGUCGGUGAGGAGAAGAGCGGCCUGCCCGACAAAGAGGGGGAGAGCCGGGAGAAGCCGGAGCUGGAGGCGGGCGCGAUGCUGGGGGCCGUGGUGACAGUAACGACAUCGACGCCGACAGCAGCAGUGACGACAACGACGACGACGACACCAUCGCCAACGGCCGCCGUCUUCGAAGUGCCGGGGCCGGCAGCCAGUCCGGUUCUGAGUCCGGGGGCGUGCCCCAGCUCGGCGCCGGUCCAGGCACCGAUCCCUGCUGCAUCCGCAUCCGCAGCCGCUCCCCCUCCAGGUCCGAGUCCGGGUCCGGGACCGAGUCCGGGUUCCGGACCGAGUCCGGCGCCGGGACCCAGUCCGGGAGUGGGCCCUGAAAAGGCGGCGACGGCGGCCUCCGUGGAGGUGAACCUGAACCUAUUGGACGAGUGCGCCGUGUGCCGGGAUACUCUGCAGGGGAAGGAGCCCAAGCUGCUCCCGUGCCUUCACUCCUUCUGCAAACGCUGUUUGCCGGAACCCGAGCGGCAGCUGAGUAUCCCCAUUCCCGCCGGGGGCAACAAUACUGCAGGAAAUAACGGGGAAUCGCCAGCUAUUCAGCAGGUGGGUGUUAUCCGGUGUCCAGUGUGCCGACAAGAAUGUAGACAGAUAGACUUGGUUGAUAACUACUUUGUGAAGGAUUCCACGGAAGGCGUAAACAAUUCUGAUGAAAAGUCAUGCCAGGUAUGCACAAGCUGUGAAGAUAAUGCAGAGGCUAGUGGAUUUUGUGUGGAAUGUCUUGAAUGGCUCUGUAAAACAUGUGUAGAAGCCCACCAGAGAGUGAAAUUCACAAAGGAUCAUACAAUAAGAAGAAAGGAAGAUGUUUCACCAGAGGCUGUAGGAGCACCUAGCCAGCGCCCUGUGUUUUGUCCUGUUCAUAAGCAAGAGCAGUUGAAACUUUUCUGUGAAACGUGCGACAAGCUGACCUGUCGGGACUGCCAGUUAUUGGAACACAAGGAACAUAGAUACCAAUUUUUAGAAGAAGCAUUUCAAAACCAAAAAAUUAUUAUUGAAACUUUAAUGGCCAAGCUUCAAGAAAAGAAGAAUUAUGUGCAGUAUGCAGCUAGUCAAGUGCAGAACAGGUUAAAUGAGGUCAAUGAUACGAACAAGAAAGUUGAGCAUGACAUUAAAGUUGCUAUCUUCACUCUCAUUAAUGAGAUAAACAAGAAGGGCAAGAAUCUGCUGCAGCAAUUAGAGAACGUAACAAAGGAAAGGCAGAUAAAAUUACUGCAGCAGCAGCAGGAUGUUACCAGUCUUGCCAGGCAGGUGGAGCAUGUAAUGAAUUUUGCAAAAUGGGCCAUUUCCAGUGGAAGCAGUACAGCACUACUUUACAGCAAGCGUCUGAUUACCUUUCAGUUGCGCCAUAUUCUUCGAGCGCGCUGUGACCCUGUCCCAGCUGCUAAUGGUGGAAUGCGCUUUCACUGUGACCCUACCUUCUGGGCAAAAAAUGUGGUGAAUCUAGGUAAUCUUGUGAUUGAAAACAAGCCAAACCCUCCAGGUUAUACUCCCAAUGUGGUUAUUGGGCACAGUUCCCAAGCCCAAGGACCAGCUGGGGGAAAACCUCAGGGUCAGAUUAACCUUGCACAGCUACGCCUACAACAUAUGCAGCAGCAAUUUGCACAGAAGCAGCAACAGAUGCAACAGAUGAGAAUGAGCCACCCGGUAGGACAACAUCCCAGAACUACAGGACCACAGAUGGUGCAACAGCAGCCUCCACGUUUAAUUAGCAUGCAAGCCAUGCAGAGAGGAAAUCUGAAUGGUGCUGCACUUCAAGCCCAUCAGGCUCAUCAAGCCCAUCAGAUGAGAAUGGCACAAAAUGCUGCUCGCAUGGCUGGGAUGUCUCGACACAAUGGCCAUCAGUACCCAAUGAUGCCCCAGAUAUCACGCCAGCAUGCAAAUCCUGGCCAGACAGGGCCAUUUUCUGCAUCUUCUGUGCACAACAGCAUUCCAAAUCCAACCAGUCCCACAACAGCUACUCUGGCUGGUGCAAAUCGUGGGCCCACCAGUCCCACAGUUGCCACAAUAGAACUGAUUCCUUCAGUCACAAACCCGGAGAAUCUUCCACCACUUCCAGAUAUUCCACCCAUUCAGCUGGAUGAUGCUGGCUCAAGUACCUUGGAUAAUCUUUUGAGCAGAUUUAUCUCUGAGAGUCACCAUCAUCCUCCACCACCACCACCAUCUUCCUCUAGUUCAAAUCCAUCCCCUGGACCGUCCGCACCAUCCCCUGGACCAGCAAUUGCAGCCUUAGCAAUGGCCAACUCCCAUACUCCAGUCAGACCAUCAAGUACCUCUAGUACUGGUAGCAGAGGCAGCUGCAGCUCCUCUGGUAGAGCUCACGGAACAGAGAAGGGGAUCUCAGUCUUUCGAACAGAUCAGAUCAAAGUGAAGCAAGAGCCAGGCACUGAAGAUGAUGUGUGUAGUUUCUCUGGUGCUUCUGUGAAACAUGAGCAUUUGGAAGAUGGACGGCGAAGUGCUUGCAUGGGCAAAGAGAAACCAAGUGCUUCCCUGAAAGAAGAGGAUUCAGAAGCAUUUUUUGUCUGGGGCAGAGUUAGGACUUCUCGGUGGCUGAAUCAAGAAUGGCACGUGAAGAUGAGCAGUCCUGAAAGCAGUUUGACACCACCUCUUUCCAACAACCUGCAUUCUGAGAGUGAAACUGAUAUGGAAGGGCUUCGAAACAUUGAAAACCACGUUAAGAUAGAGGCUUCGGACAGGACUGGAAGCUGCAGGCAAUUGGGUAAUACCUUUAAUGGAAAGUCUCCAAUACGCAACUUUACACAUCGUUCACCACGUGUUGGAGGUGACAACAACAACAAUAAGGAGGAUGACCCGAAUGAAGAUUGGUGCGCAGUGUGUCAGAAUGGAGGGGAUUUGUUGUGUUGUGAUAAGUGUCCAAAGGUCUUCCAUCUAGCUUGUCAUGUACCUACACUUCUCAACUUCCCCAGCGGGGAGUGGAUCUGCACAUUUUGUCGUGACCUGUCCAAACCAGAAGUAGAGUAUGAUUGUGACAAUUUGCAUCACAUAAAGAAGGGAAAAACUGGCCCAAGCUUGGCCCCUGUUGACCAAAGGAAAUCAGAACGCCUCUUGUUAUAUCUGUAUUGUCACGAAAUGAGCAUUGCAUUCCAAGAACCCGUUCCUUCAUCUGUUCCUGAUUAUUACAGAAUUAUUAAAAAUCCAAUGGAUUUAUCCAGAGUGAAAAUGAAGUUGCAGAAAAAACACUCUCAGCAUUACCAAACGCCAGAGAAUUUUGUGGCUGAUAUCAGGCUUAUUUUCAAAAACUGUGAAAAGUUCAAUGAAGUUACCCUAUUACCUGGGGUUCAAAAUGGUCCUCAAGCCUUCAUGGGGACCAAAGAAAGGGAAAUGAGAACCAAGGCAGAUUCAGAAGUGGCCCAGGCUGGAAAGGCUCUAGAAAGCUAUUUUGAAGCAAAACUACUGGAGGUUUAUUCAGACAGAACCUUUACACCUCUAAUGGAAUCAGAUUCCGAUCAUGAAGAAGAAACUCGUAUAAGUGAGGAUUCAGAUGAUGACUUUGUUCAACCUAGGCGAAAGCGGCUAAAGUCAGAUGACAGACCAGUGCACAUUAAAUAAUUUUCUCCUUCUUGAGGGGAAGAUGAACUUGUUAGACCUCUUUUUGCUCUUUGCUCACUGGAGGUGAGCAAUACACCUGUGGUUAUCUGCUUGUUGGUUGUAAAAGCUGAUACCCACCAAACAGUAUUUAUUAGAGUUUUAAAAUGUUUUUGUACAGAUAAAUAAGACUUUGUUGCAUUUGUUCAUUUCCUGAAUACCAGGAGUCUUUCCAGACUCUGUUGCUUUUUUUUAAAAAAAACAUCCUUGCCUUUACUGAUGUAAUUAUAUAAUUCUUUGUGGUAAAUGUUGUAGAAGGCUUGUAUUUUAUUGGCAUGCACAACAGAAUAUUUAUUAACUCUACACACCUUUAAUUUGCAUAUUUAGAAUUAAAAGUUUUAUUUGUAUAAAAUAAAACCAGCUCAAUUAUCACUUUGGAUAAAUAUACUUGGUCUUGCCUUUUCAGGUGGCUGUUCUCAUUCAGUUAAAUUGUUCCAGCAAUUGAGCCUUCAGAACAGAUUCAAAAUCCUAUGCUAUCCAUGUCAGUGUUUUGAUUCCAAUGAGGUAUACAUGUGUACUGUAAUAGCUGCCAUUAACCACACUGUAAACUGUUUGAGGACCACAGUAACAUACCUUUCAUACCCUUGCGUCUUAAAAAUGCAAGAACUUAUUUUUUCCAAGCAAUUGUAAAUAGUGAGUUUUGUGUGUACUUUUUUUUUACAUUUCAGUUGGAAAGAAACCAAGGACAUACAAACCUGAACAAUAUCAUGAUCUAUGAUAUGGCCCCAACAUUGCUUCAGCAAUCUAUCCUUGCUACUUAUAUUUUACAUUUAUCAAGACGAUCCAGUAAAUUAUUUUCCCCAAGGGCUUAUUUUUCAAUAUUUUCAAAGUUAUGUAAGAAUUCAAAGCAAUGGCAGUGUACUACAUGUUUUCUGGCAUCUCAAUCUUUCUCCUGAUUCUUCAUUGGAUGCCUAAUUUGGUACCACAUAAAUUGAGAACAGAAUCUUGAGUUGCUUUCAUAAUUGAAAAGUUUAUGUGCUUGACUAUUAAUCAACUGGAACUUGUCUCUCAAGCUCACUAAACAUUAAGUGGAAGUGUCGAGUCAUUUGAUGUUGUAGGUUUAUCAUUUCCUGUCCUUUGGAACUCCUCCUUAAAGUUGGCACGAGCUGCUAACAUUUUUCCAUGCUGAUUGAAAUGUUGUAAACUGAAAUGAAUUUGACUAGUCUCAACCCAGGGCUCAGUCCAAAAGAGAAAAUGUGUCUGUUAUUCCCAUAAUUUGAUGCUAACUUGUAUCUAUAAUAAGGGUGGCUGACAUUGGAAACGGGGAACAAUAGUGCAUCUAGCACAAUAUGAUAUUUCCAAAUUUUAUGUUCAGUGCCUUUUUUGAGUACGUUGUAUAUCAGAAUGUGAUCAGAAAUGAUGGCAGCAGUAACAACAGAUAAAUCAUGGAUUUGGUCAUGGAGUUUGCUGCUGGACAAAAUGAUCUGACGUUUGUACACAGAUACUAACAGAAUGUCAGCUUUCCUGUGGCUUAUUUUACACUUCAUUCUUAAUUCAGGAAGUGAUGUAUCAACUGUAUUUUGAGUUUUUAUUUACAAUGGACAGAUUAUUGAUGGGGAAGAGAAUAAUGGGAUAUUAUUGGGAACUGUGGUCUACAUUUAUCCUGCUCUGCUUGACUUUGGAACUUUGUGCCACUAAUGCUGGGAGCUAAAAAUGGAUGUGUGCAGUCGGGAAUGGAACCACAGGUGUUUGCCGUGCUCACAAUGAGCAAUUCACUUAUAAUAUCAAAUUAGCUGGAACAGAUGCAUUUGGAAUUGGUGUACCUCCCUAGUUUUAUAAAAUUGAAAUCUUAACUAGAUUAAUAUGAAGUUAUUCAGUGCUGGCUAUUCAUUUAAAAUGUGCAAGCACAAUGCUGAAAUCAUUUAAGCAAUUUAAUGCCAUCUAUAAGAUUUUUCUGUCAGCAAUUAUCUAUUGUCAUGUGAGAAGUGUCUGAAGUUUGUAUAUGGAAUAGGCACUGAAACUAAGGCAUCUGAAACCUGUCAGAUAAUGGAAUUUGCAUUGAGUGAUUACUGUAUGACAUGUAAAAUCUGAACUGGAUAAAGGUAAAUAUAGUAUCAUGGCACCCACAAAUUGUGUUUUACACCACAAAUUAAACAUUAAUAAAUGUGGUUUGAACCAUGAACUAUGAAGUUUUGAGGAAACUCCUGGAGGAUUAGUGUUAUGGACAUACUAAUCAAAUAUUUCUAUUUUAAUGUGCAAGAAUUCCAAUUCAAGACAGUUUAAUUUAUGCAAUGCAAACUUUUAUGAAGCUAGUUGGUAUAUGGCUAUUUGCCCUUAUUGUAUUUGCCUGGCAACUGCUGUAUAACUGGUUUUCUUUCUACAUCAGAACUGGCAAGUGGAAAAGUUGAUUUCCAUUUCUUGAAUUUUGAUGUAUGUACUGGUGACUUGCUCUCCUAAUAGUUGAUGUGCUGCAUAUGAUAUUUUACAGUGAAUGUUUGCAAGUUUUGUGUUCACAUGUUAAGUGACAUUCAGCUGCAUACCGCUGUUCUUACCCUUCAACUCAAUCUCCAUACUGUCAGCUGCUUCUUACAGGACAGAAUUUUCUUUAGAAAUCUAGUUGAAUCUCUAGUUCAUCUUUCAACCAAUUUCUGGACAGCAAACCAUUUGUUGAUAAAUCUUAUUUGAAUUGUUAUGCAAUUUUUCUAUUUAUGUUCUAGUAUUAUUUUGAACACCUGGAUCUGACUACAAAAUGUCAUAUUAGCUCGUGAAUAACUAAUCUGUAAUGGGCUUUCCAUCAACCGUAAGUAGGUGAUGAUGGUACCCACACACAACACAGUUCCUAAUCAACCAUUAAGCUCCAAAGAGCAGAAUAAAAUAUUUAUGUAGAAUCCAGAAUUUACACCUUUCAUUUACUUCAGUAGACCAUAUAAUUGAUAAUUUUUUGUUAAUUCUGAGCAAAUUUACAUUAAUUCUAAACAAUUGAUGCUUUGUGACUGGCAUCUAAUGUGUACUGCAUUUCUGUCAAGCACCAGAAAAUACUGAUGCUGCUAUUAAAUCCAGUUGGAAAGAGGGAGUGGACCAUUUGAAUAUGCAAUGUCGUCCUAUUUAGAAGAGAGCCUGCAAUCAACAGAAGCAAUGUAAAGUGAAUUUAUGAAGUUGCAAUAAUAGCAUAUUUAUAAGUUGAACUUUGUAAAGUUGAACAAAUCUUCUACUACAUUGUGAAGGUUUGUGCAUUAGCUGAAACCUAAAAUGCUAGUAUGAAAUGCUAUUGAAGUUACUGCUAUUUGGGACUGAUGUUGAAGAGAGACUUGGAUUUGAUCAAAUAGCAAACGUUACUUUGUAUCCAUAAGCUGUUUGUGUAUGCCAUAAAAAUAUACAGCCUCAUUAGCUACUGAUCAUACACUUUUAAGUCAAUCGUCCUAUGGAUGAAUUUUAAGCGACUUAAACUUUGUCUUUUUUUAAUGAUUGCCAGUUAUGACUGUUGCACCCGCUGUGUUUUUUGCUAGUUUUGUAACUUAAAGUUUACAGUAUUUUUGUCGAAAUGAGUUAUUUAAAAGCCUGUCAACAGUUUGUAAAUAUUACCUGUUUAAAAUAUUAUGGAAUGUUGUGUUGUAGAUGAUAAAAAUUAUUGCAUUAGAACAGAAGAAAAGCUUUAAUUGGAAACAUUCUCCUUGGUCAUUUCUAUUAAAUUGUACAGCUGGCAAGGGCCAUGUAGUGAGGAGUGUUUUUCUUGUGCUUAAAAGCAGAUGUGGCCUUCAAUGCAACCACAGCGCAGACUCCACUCUCAAAUAAAACUCAAGGUGUUAUUUCUGUUGAAAUGAAUAUUCUGUUUAUUCUAUUAAUUAAAAAGAUGCUAGAUUUUCUUUUCAAGCCAGCUGAAAAGUUUCAGCUAAGUCAA